Messenger RNA from Nematostella vectensis (starlet sea anemone), 2756 nucleotides. RefSeq names its product F-box/LRR-repeat protein 7. The record is from RefSeq and is a predicted model, not a curated record. The transcript has 2 exons. Bases 125 to 1165 code for a protein of 346 amino acids. Gene Ontology annotation, molecular function: protein binding. Gene Ontology annotation, biological process: SCF-dependent proteasomal ubiquitin-dependent protein catabolic process. Gene Ontology annotation, cellular component: SCF ubiquitin ligase complex. NCBI's taxonomy places the organism in Eukaryota, Metazoa, Cnidaria, Anthozoa, Actiniaria, Edwardsiidae.
CAAUGAGAAUCGUGUCAUAUUGUUAAUCAUAAACAAAACUACCUAUACCUGUGCUUAGAACUUCCCCCAAGCCUUAGCACUGAGCUACUGUGGUUACAAGCGCUAUAAAUCAUGAUAUGCGGAAAUGGGGUUGAAGCUAUCGCUAAACAGAAAUGUUUUAUCAUCCAAACUGCCGCGUUGCAUUAGCCGCACUAAUGGCGAAAACAAUGGAGAACAUUCCAAGACCUUCAAUACAGUCUUCAGUGACAUCCCAGACACAGUCCUACUUCUUAUCCUCUCGCAUCUAAACACUCAAGACCGGGCGCAUGCGUCCAUGGUGUGUCGCCGCUGGAACCGUGUAUGUCGUGACGCAACGUUAUGGCGCAUGCUCGACUUCUCUGCCAAUGGGGUACCUCGAAAGACCAAAUUGCGUGACAGGCAUAUAAUUCGCUUAAUCUCCCGCAAUCGUCGCUCCCAUGUGGGUCACAUAGACCUAUCGGGACCUUGUUGCAAGAAUAUCACAAAUUUCACUUUGUUUUACGUCGGGCAAAAUUGUCUGCGCCUGCGCACUUUGAACAUCUCUAACUGCAGCCGAGUGACUGACACAGCUCUUGAGGUAGUCAUCAAACACUGCGUGGAAAUCGAGGAACUGGAUAUCGGGAAGUGCUCCGCCGUCACUGGAGCUGGCGUGAUGUUAGCAGUACGCAAGCUCAGACAGCUGGCUCGUCUGGAUGUCAGCGGUGUUACCAUGGUGACGGAUAUGGUGUUGAUGUACAUUGGUCGGUUUGGUCGUCAUCUGAAGUACCUUAAUAUUGAGGGAUCUCGCAAAGUGACAGAUAUGGGGCUUAGUUCGCUAUCAGCACUAAGAAAAACGCUGAGACACUUGAAUCUUAAAAACACCAAACGAAUUACAAAUAACGGUAUUAGCUCUCUGUUAUCAAGACUCCAAAAGUUGGAAAAACUCGAGUUGGGUUUCACCCGGAAAAGUCUUGCGACAAUAGCAGUGUUGAAUUCGGUUGCACAACAUUGCAAACAGCUAACGGAGCUGGACGUGAAGGAGUGGAAAGAGUCAUGUGACAAAGACGUCAUGAUUCAGAUAGCCAAUCAGAACCCUGGCAUUAGGAUAUCUUGUAGUGGUAGCGACUCAAGCAAUCGGCCAGCGGUAAUAACCCUAAGAGACUGGUAGAGAGUUUUAACCAUAUUUGGAUGUAAGACGUUUGAGUUCAAUUUUUGGAAUAAGUUAACUAUUUUGCAGAUGCGAUAUCCAGCUCAGAAUAUUUCCUUUUCUGGAAAAACAAAUAUGGCGGCCUAAAUGGAUUAUGACGUCAUCAUUCAAGCCCCUCGCCUUUUAUCGCCGGGAAGAUAUAUUUUUCGCUUUAAAAGCUUUUCCCCGUCAAUUUUUGCAAUUUUAGAGCAGCCAGUGUGUUAGGUCAUCUUUCCAAGAUAUCUCGUGCAAGGCUUCGAAGCGAUGGAGUAAAAAAUAAGGAAGAUGGUGAGUAUUUAUUCGAGGGGAAUUGGACCGAUUUCGAACCCAAACACAUGUAGAAAUUUGCCAAGAUCUCUCUACAAUAAUUUUUCUGGGCUUAGAAAAAAAUAUCCUGAGAAUAAGGGGUUAUGUAGCUUUCGAAAUCGGUAUGUCUCUAUAUGGGACGCGGCGUCAGUUGCUGGGACGUUUGGUUUCUUUAAACAAUAAAAUAGGGGGGACCCCCUUCGUAUUAACAAAGACAAUGUUUAAAGAACGCUGCUUGGUAGAAAAAUGGUAUAAGAUUAUAUGGCUUUCAACGUUAAUGGAGAUUUGCACCCCGCCUCUGCUACGGCCCUGCCCCUGGUCCAUGGACCCCUUGUUGAAAAUAGGUUUUCUAGUAAUAACAUGUUUUCUAGUGAGGAAAGGGUUUUCUACUUCUAGUAUGAUCCUAGUAUAAACCAAGAGCAUGGAUGAAGGUUGGUUAAAAAGUUUCUAUGUAUUAAAUCCCCAGACCUAACACAGUAUUAUACUUCUGGGUUUUUUAAUUUCGCACUAAAACAUAAUAUAAGACACAGCAUAUUGUGCAUUCAAAAGGUGCAAUGGGCUUUUGAAAUGAGAGGGGAUCUAUGAUGAUUUCACAUCACUUUUAUGUAUGGUGCUUGAUUGUAAAAAUUGUAUGAUUGGACAAAUUGUUUCCACUUUUCUCCCAUUUACUCUGACUGAAAAUUUUCUACCAAAAAAAAUCCAAAUCAUUAGAAUUCUGUUGGAGUAAAAUUGUUUAGGAGAAGAAUGAUAAGCUCAUGAAAAUGAUUUUUGUUUUCAAGACAUAUUGCAUUAUACAUAUGCUGUAAAAACAUUUACAGCAUAACAUGUGUCCACUGCAUUUCUUUGGGAUUGAACAUUUUACCAACAGUCUUGUGUAUUUUGGGGGUGACAAGUUUCCAUCCUUUUUGGGUGUAUGACAUUUUGAGCUCUGUUGGACCAUUCCAUAAUGUUUAUAACUGAAUACUGCCCCCCCUUCCAACCCACCCCUGGGCAAUUAUCCCUCUAACCUUCAAGGCAUAUAAAUCCUAAGCCCAUUCAGUCUUUCGGCUAUCAAGUCAUAGCCCAUUCAUGCUCUAGGGACAUUGUCAAAUAUUUAAAUUUAAGAGUUAUACAAAAGAUGGGCUGGUUGGUACGAGCCAAGCAAAAAAAAUAAAACUGUGUCUUCUAUUUUUUUUAUUUGAUAUUCUGUGUACCACAUGCUUUUUGUGUGUAGGAGAUGAUAUAUAAGCUUAUACCACUAUUAAGUCAUUAAAACAAAUAUGAAAUA